This is a messenger RNA of Aspergillus versicolor CBS 583.65, 1739 nucleotides long. It is a transcript of the gene mpkA, whose product is annotated as mitogen-activated serine/threonine-protein kinase SLT2. The record is from RefSeq and is a predicted model, not a curated record. Gene Ontology annotation, biological process: protein phosphorylation; intracellular signal transduction. Gene Ontology annotation, cellular component: cytoplasm; nucleus. The coding region runs from base 279 to 1541 and encodes 420 amino acids. Gene Ontology annotation, molecular function: ATP binding; MAP kinase activity. The transcript is spliced from 5 exons. Lineage: Eukaryota; Fungi; Ascomycota; Eurotiomycetes; Eurotiales; Aspergillaceae.
GGGGCAUCGAGCCGUCUAUCGACCUCACAGUCGCAAUUGCACCUGCAGCCGCAUCCCCUCGAUCUUCAGCUCCUCGUUUUAGGCGCUAAUAAAUCAUCGCCAUCCCUUAUUCCAGCGAGAGCGACGUAAAACAACCUUCGUUUCUUUCCCAUUCCAUCUCAACCCACUCCAUCCGCCGUCGCCUAUUGUCUGCACUCUGCCUACCGUGUUUCGGAAUCGGAAUCUGAUUGUUUCACCAUCCUUUGCCGGUCGAUCAUUUCGAAUCCUAUUCCUACACCAUGUCUGAUCUACAAUUGCAAGGACGGAAGAUCUUUAAGGUUUUCAACCAGGACUUUAUCGUGGAUGAUCGCUACACCGUGACCAAGGAGCUCGGCCAGGGAGCUUACGGUAUUGUUUGUGCUGCCACGAAUGCCCAAACGGGUGAGGGCGUCGCCGUCAAGAAAGUCACCAAUGUCUUCAGCAAAAAGAUCUUGGCCAAGCGCGCCUUGAGAGAAAUAAAACUGCUUCAGCAUUUCAGAGGUCACCGCAAUAUUACCUGCCUCUAUGAUAUGGAUAUCCCCCGACCGGAGAACUUCAAUGAAACAUAUCUGUACGAAGAACUCAUGGAGUGUGAUUUGGCCGCCAUUAUUCGCUCUGGACAGCCUCUGACCGAUGCUCACUACCAAUCCUUUAUCUACCAGAUCCUUUGUGGUCUGAAGUAUAUUCACUCCGCCAAUGUCCUUCAUAGAGAUCUGAAGCCCGGAAACUUGCUGGUCAAUGCGGACUGUGAGCUUAAGAUUUGUGAUUUCGGUCUAGCUCGUGGGUUCUCAAUCGACCCCGAGGAGAAUGCGGGAUACAUGACCGAAUAUGUUGCGACGAGAUGGUACCGUGCUCCGGAGAUUAUGCUUAGCUUCCAGAGCUACACGAAAGCUAUUGACGUCUGGUCCGUGGGUUGUAUUCUGGCGGAACUGUUGGGUGGCCGUCCUUUCUUCAAGGGUCGCGACUACGUUGAUCAGCUCAACCAGAUCUUGCACUACCUGGGUACUCCGAAUGAGGAUACUCUGAGCCGCAUUGGCUCACCACGGGCCCAGGACUAUGUGCGUAACUUGCCAUUCAUGCCCAAGGUUCCCUUCCAGCGGCUGUUCCCCAACGCCAACCCCGAUGCUCUUGACCUGCUCGACCGCAUGCUUACCUUCGACCCCUCGUCGCGUGUCUCGGUGGAAGAGGCCUUGGAACAUCCUUACCUCAGCAUCUGGCACGAUGCAUCGGACGAGCCCAGCUGCCCUACCACCUUCGAUUUCCACUUCGAGGUUGUAGAGGACGUGCAGGAAAUGCGCCGCAUGAUCUACGAGGAAGUGGUUCGAUUCCGCCAAGAAGUCCGCAUACCACAAGGACAGAGCCUAGCCCAACAGCAGCAGAUGGCCCAACAGGCCAACAUCCCCAUUCCCGAUCACCAACAGGGUGUGUGGCGGCAAGAAGAGCCUAGGCCUCAAGAAGCAGGCGCCGCGGGCGGCACACUCAACGAUCUGGAAUCGUCCCUGCAGCGGGGAAUGGAUGCGUAAUUAGUGUCUGUGGUGGUGCACCGUAUUUAUUUCAAACCUAGAGGAUCGCAGGGACGGUUUCCUAGAGCAAACACAUUGCACAAACAAACAUAUAUAGUUGCAUGAGCAGCGUACAGGUAUACGAGUUUCGACCUUGGCUGGUUUCGUGGAAUACAAAUGUCGAGUUUCUUUUUGUGAUGCUUAUUUAUAUACUCGUGA